GCCGCUGCCCUUUUCUGUCUCCUUGCCAUUCUUUGUCUUCCUGUUGCCUCCGACCUUCACCCGGUUCCAGAGUCCGCUAAUCUUCUCUCGUAUAUAUACCGCUUUCCUCCAGACAUCCCUUCCAUCCUUUUCAUCCUCCUUAGCUUCUUCAUACUAUCUGUUCCUUAUCCGGCCGGCCUCCUUAUCUGCCUCGCGGGCUCGCCUCCCCCAACUCAUUUCGCCCUUGUGACCGCUCCUCUCCUAGUCACCUCACCAUUUGCUCUUACCACGUCAUCUUUCGGUUCUCAAUAGUCCGCUCAUCAUAUCGUCAAUUUGACCUGGGCGGUAACACUUUGAAACUUUCCAAACACUUCUCCAACUCAACAAUCAACUGAGCCAACACAUCUCCGCACCGCUAGCCGAUUUCGGCGCCGUCGCCCGCGUACCAUCUCGUUAUCCGGACCAUUCCUUCCCUUUCUCUCGCCACCACCGCCCAACAUGGCUCCACGCAAGCCCCGUUGCAACUUCAAGGAAUGCAAGGAAGCCGCCCAGCGCAUCGUUGGUGACUGCAGCUUUUGCAACGGCCACUUCUGCUCUAAACAUCGAAUGCUCGAAGCUCAUUCCUGUACCGGUCUCGAGGACUGCAAGAAAGAAUCCCAUGCACGGAAUGCCGAUAAACUCAACAGUGAGCGAACUCAGGUCAUCAAGGGUGUAUAGGAGAGGCACGGCUCGGAUUUCCUGACUCGCCUUGGCCUUCCCAGUCACUUGGGCUGUGACUACCUUCACCGCUACACUACGUUGCAGCCAAUAUCUUAUGUUUCCUGCUUUUUCCAUCUCGUCUUUGAGCAUCUUCAGUUCUGGGUUGGGGCAUUUACUUUCUACUUCUUACUUUCCGCAUCUUAUGCGCGGCGUUAGACCAGUGGAGUUGAGUUGAUUUUUGGUUAUUUCUCGGCAUGACUGGGUUUCUGGGAUCUGGUGGUUUAUUGACAUCCUGGAUAGUCGAUGGCUGCCUGAUGGCAAGACUCCUAAUGGAUUGGGGUAGAAUUCUUGAUCUCAAUUACGGACUAUCUUCGUGUCCAUUGGCGUGUCACAUAGCCAGCGGGUAAUAGGUACAUAAACUGCAUACUCUCAGCCUAU
Messenger RNA from Aspergillus nidulans FGSC A4, 1116 nucleotides. RefSeq lists its product as uncharacterized. The record is from RefSeq and is a predicted model, not a curated record. Gene Ontology annotation, molecular function: zinc ion binding. The transcript has a single exon. NCBI's taxonomy places the organism in Eukaryota, Fungi, Ascomycota, Eurotiomycetes, Eurotiales, Aspergillaceae. The coding region runs from base 478 to 696 and encodes 72 amino acids.